Messenger RNA from Anoplopoma fimbria (sablefish), 2251 nucleotides. It is a transcript of the gene actr8, whose product is annotated as actin related protein 8. Lineage: Eukaryota; Metazoa; Chordata; Actinopteri; Perciformes; Anoplopomatidae. Gene Ontology annotation, cellular component: Ino80 complex. The coding region runs from base 101 to 2035 and encodes 644 amino acids. The record is from RefSeq and is a predicted model, not a curated record. The transcript has 13 exons. Gene Ontology annotation, biological process: regulation of DNA-templated transcription; double-strand break repair.
CGGAAGUAGAGGAAGGUCCGGGCUGCUGGACACGCGUAGAGGCACCAAGAGUCCCCGGCUCGUUAUUCAUGAACGUUAAGUCUCUAGGUUUCCAGCAGCAAUGACUCAGGCGGAGAAGGAGCAGGACAGCGGGAAGGAGAAGGAGAAGGAGCGAGACAAGGAGAAGGAGAAGGAGAAGGAGCAGCAACGAGGCGUGAAAAGACCCAUCGCUCCUCCGCUCAUCCCCGACCCGCUGCAGGAGCAAAUACAGAGCAAUUUCAUAGUUGUCAUCCACCCGGGUUCAAGGACUCUCCGCAUUGGCCGAGCAACAGAUAAUCUUCCGGUGACGCUCCCCCAUGUGAUAGCCCGCAGACACAAACAAACGGGACAGCCUAGAUAUGAAGACGCCUGGCUGUUGAGAGACGGUCUAAAUAAGUCAGAGAGUAAUGAGCAGAGGCAGAAUGGGCUUAAAAUGGUGGACCAGGCCAUCUGGUCCAAGAAAAUGUCAAACGGAGUGCGGAGGACACCUGUGUCCGCUGAACAGGCCAGAGCUUAUAACUGUCAGAUCCGUCCGGCAGUACUAGACAGCAGCUCCAGGGUGAAGUGGACCAACACAGUCCACCAGCCUCCUCAUCUGGUGGGCGAGGAGGCUCUUUAUGUGAAUCCAUCUGACUGUUACAACAUCCACUGGCCAAUAGUCAGAGGUCAGCUUAAUGUGCACGCCGGUACCGGAGGCUCGCUGACCGCCGUGCUGGCCGACCUCGAGACGAUCUGGAGUCACGUUAUACAAAAGCAACUGGAGAUCCCCCUCAAAGACUUAAAGUAUUACAGAUGCAUCCUCCUGGUCCCCGACAUCUAUAACAGGCAGCACAUAAAAGAAGUUGUCAACAUGCUGCUGCUUAAUAUGGGCUUCUCAGCGAUCAUCGUGCACCAGGAGUCGGUGUGUGCUACAUUUGGCAGUGGGUUGAGCAGUGCGUGUGUCGUGGAUGUAGGAGACCAGAAGUCCAGUCUUUGCUGUGUAGAGGACGGCGUGUCCCACCGGAACUCCAGAUUGUGUUUGGCUUACGGUGGCUCAGAUGUGACCCGCACUUUCUUCUGGCUCCUGCAGAGGGCGGGCUUUCCCUACAGAGACUGUCAGCUGUCCGGCAGACUGAACUGUCAGCUACUACAGCAGCUGAAAGAGACCUUCUGCCAUCUGAACCAAGACAUAUCAGGACUACAAGAUCACGAAUUCCAGACACGUUUCCCAGAAGCCCCAGCUCUUCUGUACCAGAUUCGACUAGGAGAUGAGAAAUUACAGGCACCUAUGGGUCUCUUCUACCCGACCACAUUUGGCAUCGUAGGUCAGAAGAUGACAUCACUUCAGUACCGUUCCCAAGGAGACUCAGAGGAUCCUCAUGAUGAACAUUACCUGCUGGCUACACAGAGCAAACAGGACCAGUCCUCCAAAUCUGCUGCAGACCGGAAAGGUAUUUCCAGACCCGGUGGUGGUUUGGAUGGCGAGAUGAGCGGUCAGGGCGUUGGGGAGCUCUCUGACCAGUCCAGGGGCUGUGGGAGUGGCAGCGGUGGAGGAGGGAUGAAAGGGGAGAUGGAGUUCGGGCCUGCACAGGGGGAGUGUCUGAUGGGUGCAGGAGAGGUGGAAGAGCCCCUGUCUGCUCACCUCUCCAGGAAGACUGCCAUCAUGAGCCAGUUUGAGAGCAAAGCACUGGGCCUGGAUAAGGCCAUCUUGCACAGCAUCGACUGCUGUGCAUCAGACGAAACCAAACGCAAAAUGUACAGCUCCAUCCUGGUAGUGGGAGGAGGGCUCAUGUUUCACGGUGCUCAGGAGUUUCUGCUUCACCGCAUCAUCAACAAGAUGCCUCCCUCAUUCAGAAGGCUGGUAGACAACGUGGAAGUUAUAACGCGGCCAAAGGACAUGGACGCUCGGCUGAUAUCGUGGAAGGGGGGAGCAGUGCUGGCGUGUCUGGACACCACUCAGGAGAUGUGGAUCCACCAGAGGGAGUGGCAGCGGUUUGGUGUCCGAAUGCUCCGUGAGAGAGCUGCAUUUGUCUGGUGAAACCAAACGGAUUGUACUUGAAUCUAAUGCUGUGUCUACAUAGGAGGCGUAGCGUGAGCAGCUCGUUUAGGGCAAUGUAUCACUUUGACAAUUAUAGCACUCCUAACAACAUGUUGAACAUUGUCCCGGAUAAAGUGAUUAUUGUAUAGCUUUAAUAGUCUUUAAUAAUAUUCAGUAAAUAAUAAGUUUGGAUAUGUGUAAAUAAACCCAUCACAC